Molecule: messenger RNA, 657 nt
Organism: Parasteatoda tepidariorum (common house spider)
Lineage: Eukaryota; Metazoa; Arthropoda; Arachnida; Araneae; Theridiidae
Source: RefSeq, a predicted model, not a curated record
AUGGUUAACCAAACACAAUAUCAAGAAUUAAUAGGGGAACUUUUAUAUCUCUCGAACAGAACACGACCUGACUUAGCAUUUGUCAUGAGCUACUUAUCUCAAUUUUAUCAUAAACCUGAGAAACGACAUUUUAAUUUAGCUAAAAGAGUGUUAAAAUAUCUCAAUGGUACAAAGGAUAAGAAAUUAUUUUUUAGUAACAAAUCAGGACUUUUGAAUGCUCAUGCCGAUUCAAGCUGGGGAAAUGCUGAAAAUGGGAAAUCAUUUUCAGGAGAAAUUGUAAUGUUAGGUGAUUCUUUAAUUUUAUGGAAGAGCAAUAAACAAAAAACAGUUGCUCUAUCUACUUGUGAAACGGAACUUGUUUCUUUAGGUGGUGUCUGUAGAGAACUAAUGUGGAUAUUAAUUUUAUUGAAAGAAUUGUAUUGUUCUAUAUUUGUAAAGAAACCUGUGACCAUUUCGUCUGACAAUCAAUCUGCAAUUGAUUGGUUGAAUAGUGCAAAAUCAUCUUCUAGAACGAGACAUAUAAAUUUGAAGCUUCAUUACGUAAAGGAUAUAAUUGGCAAAAUUAUUAAAGUAGAGUAUGUGCAAACGGACGAAAUAAUCGCAGAUUUCCUAACUAAAGCUGUAACUUUUGACAAGCUCACUUGGACUGUGUCGUAA